UUGACGGGAGUCUCCCUCCGGUCCCGGUCCGAUCCCCAGCGGGGCCAUGGCUGCGCCGAGCUGGCAACAGGCUGUGGCCCAGCAGGCUGAGGAGGUGUCCUCCCGGCUGCGGGACGCGCUGUCGGCCGGCGUGGGCCUACUGCGCACCGAGUUCGGCCUGCAGCUGCCGCCGGGCCUGGAGCCGCAGCGCCUGCCCACCUGGCUGGUGCUGCUCUCGACAUCCGUCCUGGCGCUGCUGGUCCUGCUGGGGCUUCUGUGGGCUGCGGGCUGCGCCCGAGCGGGAGAUGCGCGCAAGAAGCGCCUCGGCAGGGCAGCCGAGACGGGCGAGGAAGAGGAGGAAGACGACGAGGAGGAGGAGGAGGAAACGGCGGCGGCGGGCCUGGCAGGAGGGGGGGGAAGCGGUGGCCCCAACAAGGCGGCUCCUGGGGCAGCCACGAUGCUCUUGCUGAAGGGGGAAGAGCAGAAAAAGCGGAAUAAAAAGAAACCGCCGGAGAAAAUGAGCAAACUUAAUGGUCAGCCUGCUCAUGAAGUGUCUGAAGAGGAAAUAAUGCAGACUGUUCGAAGAGACAACCUAAAACAGCCAUCUGAUGCAGAAAAGAAAACUGAAAAGUCAAAGAAGAAUAAGAAGAAAUCAAAGGGAGAUGCUAAAACUGUUCAGGACCAGUCACGCGCUGAAGGAAAGGAAAUAGAUGAAGGAGCUUGGGAAACAAAAAUCAGUAACAGAGAGAAACGGCAGCAACGUAAACGUGAUAAGGUAUUGACUGAUGUUGGACCAGAAUCAAAUUUGCCAGGCAUGGAGAAUUCAGUUACAGUGUCCAGUGAACAACCAACAUCUACGACAUCCUUCUCAAUUGGCCCCAGAAAAAGCAAAGGUGACAGUAUUUCAGAUAUUCAAGUUAACGUCUCUAAAUCUGGAAAAGGUGACACUGUACUCCAGCAAGGGUUGAGUGAAGGACCAACUGUAAAUGGAGGAAACUGGAAUGAAAAACCUGUAAAGCUCUCCUCUCAAAUUGGUACAAGUGAGGAGAAAUGGACUUUGGUGUCAUCUGCAGGUAGCAAGAAGAAGAAUGAGACAUCUGCUUGGGGAAAAGAUACAGGAGAUAAUGGAAAUGGGAAGGAAUGGGGAGUGUCCCUGGUGGGCAGAACCUGGGGUGAGCGCACUUUGUUCCCUAGUAUUGCAGCCUGGUCUGGAGUGGAUGGAAGAAUUAAUACUCCUGAACAGAGUUCUGCUUCAUUCACUUCUUUGGGACUAAAUCCUGCAGUUUCAGGAUCCAGCAGCGAGUCUGUUUCUCAACCUGGCACUACAGAUUUCCAGUGGGAUUUAAGCCGUAAUCAGGCUCAUAUUGAUGAUGAGUGGUCUGGGUUAAAUGGGCUUUCUCCCACUGAUCCCAGUUCAGAUUGGAACGCACCAGCUGAGGAAUGGGGAAACUGGGUGGAAGAAGAAAAGGCUCCACCCACCCCGCAGCUUGAAGAAGCAUUAUCUGAAAUUCAAAAGGUUUCAGAUGAUGACAGAGAGAAGACAGAACAGACACUGCACAGUACAGCAAGUGGCAAGUCAAAAAAGAAGAAGAAGAAAAAGAAGAAGCAGGGAGAAGAGGCUAGCUCUCCUGUACAGGAUGCUGAAGACGUAGAUAAAGAUGCUGGAGAAGAAUUUCCAGAAGAUACCUCAAAAGUUCAACAAGAGGGGAUGUCUUUCUCUUUAAAAACAAUCAACACUAGUGAAGAAGCUGAGCCUGAGGAGAUGCCCUCAUUUGCUGUUUCUACUGAGCCAUCUGUAACUGUAUCAGAGAAUGAAUCUGACAAGAUACCUUCCCAAGUGCCACAGAUGCUGCAGGAGACAGAAGUUCCUAUUUCUAAUAUUAAGCAAAACAGUGUGCCUCCGCCACAGACCAAGUCUGAAGAGAGCUGGGAGUCCCCCAAACAAAUUAAGAAGAAGAAAAAAGCCAGAAGGGAAACGUGAAUUUUCUUAAAUGGACGUGUGUUGCAGAAACACUUGUCGUGAAGAUUAUGCUGUUUAUGCAAUAAUUUGUGAACCUGUACAGAAUUUUAUAUAAAUUUCAACAGAUUUUUUUAAAAAAACAAACUGCUAUGAACACAGCCAUCUCUAAGAACAGGAACCGAAGGAAAAUAAAUUGGUGGCAUAAUUUAACAGGAAAUAUGACAAUACUGGAAGAUGCAUUGAAGAGUGUAUUUUCAACGUACAGGGAAAGCAAUUUUUAAAAACAACAUGGCUUUACAGCAGUGCCCUGUUUACAACAGAUUAUGCCCUAUUUCAUGUGCAUUGGAGAAAAAAGGAUUGAUCUUAACAUGAUCUCUAAUCUUUAAAUCUAGAGUGUCACUCUACCUGUAAUACAGUGUCUACCAAUCUGAUUUUAAUACAUAAAUCAAAGAACUCUGUUUAAAUCAUUUGCCAUAUCUUUUUAAUACUUAAUAGAAUGUGUUAACCUUAAAGAUC
This is a messenger RNA of Euleptes europaea (tarantolino), 2455 nucleotides long. RefSeq names its product metadherin (gene MTDH). Bases 47 to 1960 code for a protein of 637 amino acids. The record is from RefSeq and is a predicted model, not a curated record. Gene Ontology annotation, cellular component: nucleus. Gene Ontology annotation, biological process: positive regulation of angiogenesis; regulation of transcription by RNA polymerase II; negative regulation of apoptotic process. Gene Ontology annotation, molecular function: transcription coregulator activity. The transcript has 13 exons. Lineage: Eukaryota; Metazoa; Chordata; Lepidosauria; Squamata; Sphaerodactylidae.